ACCAGCGAGGUGCGACAACCGCUUUCAGCGAGAUUAAAUCCGAGGACUGGGAGCACAACAGCGCAUGGUGUCCCGACAUGCACCCUCACAUCCGCCCCUCCCUCCUCGUAACGCUGCUGCUGCUUCAAGUCCAGCAGGGCACCUCAGUGCAGGAGAUCCAAACCAGCCAUGAGAACAUCAUAAAGAUCAACUCAGCUGGAGAAAUGAUGCAGUGCUCAGCAGCCAUGGAUGUCCUCUUCCUCAUGGAUGGUUCUUACAGCGUGGGGAAGGGCAGCUUCGAGAGGUCCAAACACUACGCCAUCAAACUCUGCCAAGCGCUGGACAUCGGACCAGAUAAGGUGCGAGUCGGCUUGAUUCAGUUUGGUUCCACGCCGCGGCUGGAGUUCGCCCUGGACUCGCACACCAACAAACAAGAGCUAAAGAAGCACAUGAAGAAGGUUUCUUACAGGGGAGGCAGCACCCAGACAGGCCUGGCUCUGAAGUACGUGCUGAGGAAAGGUUUCCCAGGGGGCCGGAACUCCACCGCUGCGGCCCGGAUCGCCAUCCUCCUAUCAGAUGGGAGGUCUCAGGGCAACGCGGCACAGGCGGCUGCGCAGCUCAAAGACACAGGGGUGGUCCUGUUUGCCGUGGGCCUUCGCUACCCCAGGUGGGAGGAGCUGCACGCUUUGGCCAGUGAGCCGAUGGAGAGCCACGUCUUCUUCGCCGAGCAUUUCCACGAUGCUGUCAACGGGCUGCACACCACGCUGACCACCUUCUCUGUCUGCAACGCCACACCUGCAGGCUGUCAGAUGGAGUCGUUUCCCUGUGAGAGGAAGACAUUGGAGACAGUCAAAGAGCUGCAGGGGAAUUUCAUGUGCUGGAAAGGAGCCAAGGGGUAUUCCCCGUACACGUCUCUCUGUCCGUACUACAGGUACAACAAGAUGUACAGGAGACACCAGACAGUCUGCCAUCGGACUAUCUGUCCAGAUCUCUGUGACUCUCAGCCCUGUCUGAAUGGUGGAACAUGUGUAUCAGAGGGUCCGGAGGGUUACCGCUGUGUAUGUCCGCCUGGCUACGGAGGAGACCCACACUGUGCUCCUGCGCUAUCACUGGACUGCUCCGUGGACUUGCUGUUCCUGGUGGAGGGCUCUGCCACGCUCACCCUGGAAGGCUUCCUGCGCCUCAAGUCCUUCUUAAAGCGCUUCCUGCAGACUGUGAUCGGGUCUGACAGCCCCAGUAAAGUCGGCCUGGCGGUGUUCGGCGGAGAGACCAGAGUCGAGGCCCAGGUGGGCAAGUUCAAAGGCGACCUGAGGGGUCUGCUUAAGGCGGUGGAGGCACUUCAGUUGAUUGGCGGCGAGACCCGGACCGGCCAGGCACUUCGCUACGUCACCCGCCACGGCUUCGUGAGCGCGCCGGUCUUUGCUGACGUCACGGACGACCUGCCCCGCGUGGUGGUGCUGCUCACUGCCACUCCUGCUGUUGACGAGGUGGUGGAGCCCUCUAAAUACGCACGAGACAGGGAGAUCUUCCUGAUAGGGCUCGGACCGGACUACUUAAAGGGACAGCUGAACAACAUCACAGGAAAUCCACAGAGGACUAUCACCUACACGUCACCUGAGUUCAGUGCGAAGAUCCCUGAGCUGAAGGCUAAGAUCUGCAGCGUGGAUACACAAGGAUGUCUCGGCCAGGCGGUGGACCUGGUGUUUGCCCUGGAUGCCUCAGGCGGCGUCGGACGUGAUAAUUUCGCCACUCUACGUGACUUCGUGCGCACCCUCACCGUCCAGUUCGACAUUAACCGUGACGUGGCUCAAGUGGCGCUUGUGGCCUACGGGCGGAGAGCCAACACCGUCUUCAACCUGGACACCCAUGAGACCGGCUCAGCCAUCCUCAAGGCUGUAGGUGAGGCCAGCUACAUGGGCGGAGUGGCCUCGACGGGCACGGCUUUACUCCACAUCCACUCCAGCGUCCUGACGGUGGCCAAAGGCGCACGGCCCGGCGUCAACAAGGCUGUGGUGGUGGUGACGGAUGGUUCGGGCGGCGAUGACGCCGCUGUUCCAGCUCAGAAGAUAAGAGACAACGGAGUGUCGCUGUUUGUGAUCGGCAUCGGAGAUAUACAGAAGGAGAGGCUGCUGCAGAUUGCUGGUUCAGAGGAGCACAUGAUCUCGGUGCAGUCUUACGAGGAUCUCAAGUACUUUGAGGAUGUUCUGGUGCAGAUGCUGUGUUCAGAGGCUAAAAUGCCGGUAAACCUGUGCAAGCCCAACCCAUGUAUGAAUGAUGGGGUCUGCAUCCUGUCCGGAGGGAGCUUCCGUUGUCAGUGCCGAGGCUAUGAAGGACCACACUGUGAAACAAGAAGCAGCAGGCCUUCCUCCAGGGGAGACCUUCCAAGGCCGGCUGGUCUCAGGAAGAAGAGCAGGCAGAAGAAGAGCCACCAGGAGCUCCUGCAUCACUACAAACUACACCGCAGGAGACAUGCUGCCUGAUAACACCAUGCAACCAGUCACUUAUGAACAAAGGAUGUAUGCGGGUACAGUGGAGUAAAGGGAAAACUAAUGUUGCUGUAUCAAUAUUUAAGCUUGUGUCCAUUUGUUUGUUUUUCAGCUGUCACUGUGCUCAUUGUUGUACAGUUCGCUCAACAUGGUUCCUGUCUAUUCAAACAUGUAAACAUUUCUAUUAUACUAUUAUAUUAUAUUGUAUAUCUCUGUCAUGAUUUUAUUAUUAUUGUUGCUCUUUCCAACCAAAACAUCAAGUGUGUGCCAAAAAUGCUUUAUUUUCAUGUUUCAAUCUAUUUUAAGCAUUUUUUUUUACAAUAGAAUCGUCCUUCUUAGAUUAAAUAGAUGAUUGUUUUCACUUAUGUGCAAAAUUAUCUUAUGAAAAUAUGUACAUAUGUGUUACAAUUAUACUGUAAGUUAUAUUGGUGCUAUAUAACACUUAGAAAACAAGGCUGUUUUUGCGCUUUAACUUAUAUCACUUUUUGGGAAAAGAGAAAACACAUAUAAUAGGACACAUUCCAUCAUAUAUGGGUGAGUAAAAAGAAUCUAUAUUUAAAGAGUAGAAUUAUGCCACAGGCUCUGUAAUAUUUGAAAUGGCUGGUCAUUUAAAUUACUCAUCAAAAGUAACAUUUAAACACUUAAAACCUAUAAAAACAUUUGCCAGACGAACAGCCUAUAAUCAAAUGGCUCCCCUUCAUGAAUGCUUUAUUAUUUCAUUAGUGAGAAGUGACUGAGUUGACUCUAAUUACCAGUGUCCUGUGCAUUGUUACUACACUGAACCUUUUUGCAAUAGACCAGCUGGACUGAUGUAACCUACAGAGGCGAAACAUUUUCAUAAACAAAU
Chelmon rostratus (copperband butterflyfish) is the source of this 3312-nucleotide messenger RNA. RefSeq names its product von Willebrand factor A domain containing 2 (gene vwa2). The transcript has 14 exons. The record is from RefSeq and is a predicted model, not a curated record. Lineage: Eukaryota; Metazoa; Chordata; Actinopteri; Chaetodontiformes; Chaetodontidae. Gene Ontology annotation, molecular function: calcium ion binding. Bases 78 to 2459 code for a protein of 793 amino acids.